AUGGCAGCCUUUCUGGAUAUAGAGGGUGCUUUCAAUAAUGUUACCACUCUUGCAAUUCAGCAAGCUCUUACUGACCUAGACGUUGAAGAAUAUAUCAAUAACUGGUUAGUAAACAUGCUGAAAUCAAGAAUAGUUACAGCAAAUCUUGGUAAUAGCGUCAAGUCUAAGCAAGAUGGCAGAAGCACACCACAGGUUUUAUUUGGACAAGCUGCAAUUGCUGAAAAUCUCUACACUUUGCCGAGUCUUAUUAAAGAAUAUCAAAAUAACUAUGAAAUACAAUGGGCAGCAAUAAUUUCCAAGCAAAUAAACCAGGAGCUGGACAACAAUAUCAAACUCAUACAGCUGCCGAAAGUAAUAGUGACUAAAAAAUCAAAAAUAAAUAAAGUUCGCAAUAAUUUGCCAGGCAAUUCGGUGACAUUGGCAGUUGUUGGAGAACAUGAAAUGGAGGAAGUGAAUGCAUUAGUACAACAUUUUUUAAAGACAAAACAUUUUAAUCAUAUUUUGUGGAUUUAUCCCAAAGCUAAUAUGCAGCAGCUGUGGAGAUUAUCAAAUAUAAGUUGGAACUAUGGUAAUAUUAAGGUGUUAUAUUAUGUUCGAGGAAGAAUAUAUACAUUUGAGCCUUUGCCUUAUAUAAAAAUCAAAUUAUUAAGGGAUUUCCAGCAAUAUGUGAAAAUAGGGAAUAUAGUAGACUUUCAAAAAUAUCCUUUGACUUUUCCCAUAAUUUCAAAUUCACCACGCUGUUAUCGUUAUAUUAACUUCAAUAAAAAUAUUAACAACACUGGCUAUAUGUUUAAAAUUAUGAGCAUAUUUAUGCAGCAAUACAAUUUCGAAUUCGAGGAAUAUCCUUAUGAUUAUGAGUCAUACAAUCGUGCUGAUCUGUUUAAAGGCUUAAUGAAUAAAUCAUUUGAUUUUGUGUUGGAUAAUUUAUUUCUUCAUCCCAUGAUGGCUUUUAGUGAUGUAAUGUGGAAUAAUAAAUUAUAUUUAAUAGUUCCUUACCCUAAGCCCUUAGCCAAAGAUGACUAUUUUCGUUAUAGCAUGAAACCUCCAGUCUUUAUUUGCACCAUUGUCUUAUUAGUGAGUAUAACUGCUUUAUUUGUGAUUCGCCAAAAGCCUUGUAAUAGGGAUAUAACUCGAACUGCCUUAUAUAUGUUUGCUACACUCAACUAUCAAUUUCAUUUUCCCGUAAAACAAUGCAAAGUGUUGAAGUACUUUGUGACAUUUGUUAUGUUCUUCUACUCGCUGCUGAGUACCACCUUAUUUUGGUGCAGCAUUUCGAAUUUAAUGGUUUUGAACGUGUACGAGGAAAAACUGCAUAGUUUUGCAGAUGUUAACAAGUCGCCCUAUCAAAUCUUAAUAAGUCAAUCAGAUUUCGAUUAUAUGAAUCAGUUGGAUUUACUGCCACCUAUAUUAGAAACUGCAAAAGUGGCGGAAAAUAAAUUCGUUAAACAUCAUUUAUUCCAGUUGAAUACCACGUACAUCUACAAAGCUUUGGAGGAUAAAGCCAAUUACAUGCUGUUUCAACAACGUCGUUUAAAGGUUCCUUUAAUGUAUAAAUUGGAAGUUUCAGUCUACUCUAUACCCAUGUAUUUUCCUUUACGUCAUAAUUUGCCAUAUAUACAGCUCUUUAAUCGCUACUUGAGAUAUCUGAUGGAUUCUGGUGUCAUGCUGAAGUUGUUGGACGAUGCCAAAUGGGAUGGCAUUUAUAGUGGUUAUAUACGAUUUUUAAAGGAUCCCACUGAUGGCCCCGAUUACGGUUUACAACAGUUGUAUUUUAGUGUUUUAUUUUUUAAAAUGCAAAUGUAA
Calliphora vicina (urban bluebottle blowfly) is the source of this 1803-nucleotide messenger RNA. RefSeq lists its product as uncharacterized. NCBI's taxonomy places the organism in Eukaryota, Metazoa, Arthropoda, Insecta, Diptera, Calliphoridae. The transcript has 3 exons. Bases 1 to 1803 code for a protein of 600 amino acids. The record is from RefSeq and is a predicted model, not a curated record.